AGAGUUGCGAACGAGAAGCAGAUUCGUGCUCAACAAUUUCACAACAUCGCAUCGCAGGACGAUAAAUAAAAUGUUGUCCUUCAAGGCGCGCAAAUUGGUCGGUAGCUGGACGUUGCAAAUAUUGCGUAGCUCAAGCAUUCCCACGAGAAACUAUGGUUCGGAUAAAAAAUUCAGCAUCAAAGAUGAGGUGCUCGAUGGACGGCCACUUUACUUGGAUGCCCAGGCCACAACGUCGAUGGAUCCCCGGGUUCUCGAUGCUAUGAUGCCAUACAUGACCGCAUACUAUGGAAAUCCCCAUUCGAGAACUCACGCUUACGGUUGGGAAUCGGAAGAUGCAGUUGAGAAGGCCCGUUCGCAGGUUGCGUCGCUAAUCGGUGCCGAUCCGAAAGAAAUUGUUUUCACAUCUGGUGCGACUGAAUCGAACAACAUCUCCGUGAAGGGCGUUGCGAGGUUCUAUGGAGCGAAGAAAAAGCAUGUCAUCACCACCCAGACCGAACACAAAUGUGUCCUGGAUUCAUGCCGAGCACUUGAGGGCGAAGGGUUCCACGUGACCUACCUUCCGGUUGAAUCGAACGGUUUGAUCAGCAUGGAGCAGCUGGAAAAAGCGAUUACACCCGAAACUUCGCUCGUCUCUGUGAUGUCGGUUAACAAUGAAAUUGGUGUAAAGCAACCCGUUUCGGAAAUUGGACGGCUCUGCAAGGCGAAGAAGGUGUUCUUUCAUACGGAUGCCGCACAAGCGUUGGGAAAGAUUCCGAUUGAUGUGAACAAAAUGAAUAUCGAUUUGAUGUCCAUCUCCGGCCACAAGAUCUACGGUCCGAAGGGAGUAGGGGCGCUGUAUGUACGUCGGCGACCACGUGUCCGUGUCGAAGCGAUUCAGAGCGGCGGUGGCCAGGAGCGAGGCAUUCGUAGCGGUACCGUCCCAACUCCUCUCGCCGUGGGCCUAGGGGCAGCCUGUGAAAUUGCAAGCCGAGAGAUGGAGUACGAUCACAAGUGGGUAACAUUUCUAUCGCAACGGCUCAUGGACAAAAUCUAUGCAGAGCUACCACAAGUCAUAAGGAAUGGCGAUCCGGUUCAGUCGUAUCCCGGAUGCAUCAAUCUCUCGUUUGCUUACGUCGAGGGCGAAUCGCUCCUGAUGGCUCUCAAGGAUGUGGCCCUUUCCAGUGGAUCAGCAUGCACAUCGGCUUCGUUGGAACCGUCAUACGUUUUGCGCGCGAUAGGAACGGACGAGGAUCUUGCACACAGCUCCAUCCGGUUCGGGAUUGGUCGAUUCACAACGAUUGAGGAGGUGGAUUACACAGCAGACAAGUGCAUCAAACAUGUAACCCGUCUACGGGAAAUGUCUCCGCUGUGGGAAAUGGUGCAGGAAGGUGUGGAUCUGAAAAGCAUCAAGUGGUCGCAGCAUUGAUUUGGACGGUCGAGCAGCAUCAGCAGAAACGGUUUAUUGCAUGUUAUUCUUUUGAACAAGAUCCCGAGAUUGCUGGGAUUAACCUGAAUUAGCAUAGCGAGGUGGUGUUAGUCGAAAACGGUUGCUUCGUUUUCUCCUCGUUGUAUUUCGACUUUGAGGAAUAAAUUGUAUGUUAAUGGAAAUAAAUCAAAAGCUUUA
This is a messenger RNA of Anopheles coustani, 1603 nucleotides long. It is a transcript of the gene Nfs1, whose product is annotated as cysteine desulfurase, mitochondrial. Gene Ontology annotation, cellular component: nucleus; cytosol; mitochondrion. Gene Ontology annotation, molecular function: cysteine desulfurase activity; pyridoxal phosphate binding. The transcript has 3 exons. Bases 71 to 1405 code for a protein of 444 amino acids. The record is from RefSeq and is a predicted model, not a curated record. NCBI's taxonomy places the organism in Eukaryota, Metazoa, Arthropoda, Insecta, Diptera, Culicidae. Gene Ontology annotation, biological process: [2Fe-2S] cluster assembly.